Messenger RNA from Manduca sexta (tobacco hornworm), 1946 nucleotides. RefSeq lists its product as uncharacterized. Gene Ontology annotation, molecular function: protein binding. Bases 613 to 1281 code for a protein of 222 amino acids. The record is from RefSeq and is a predicted model, not a curated record. The transcript is spliced from 4 exons. NCBI's taxonomy places the organism in Eukaryota, Metazoa, Arthropoda, Insecta, Lepidoptera, Sphingidae.
UGUCUGUAGCUGUGUUCAAAUGUGUGGCCAAGUCUUUGUACAAAUAUCUGUCUGUGUGUGGCGACGGCAUAAAAACAGCACAACUUUUUUUUUCUGUGAUAUCUGAUCCUAUGUGUGCAAAUUCUUUUAUUCAAGUUCAAAGGUCAAAAAUUCCGUUUUUUUCCCUUUUUCUCUGAACCGUAGCUAUUAUCGUAAAAAUAGGUCAGACAAAAGUUGUAUAUCAAAUAUUUUUCUACAAUUGUUCUUUUUUUUUCGUACGAAUCACCGUUCGCGAAAUAUCGCGAUUUUAAAAGUUGAAAAACUUAUAUUCACUGAGAAUUUCAUUUUAAGAUUUAAAAUAAUACAAUUUAUUAUGAUAGUUAGUGAGGCUUAGUACAAUCAAUAGAGCAUUUUUUUUAGAAAUAAAACCAUGAUUACUAAUGUAAUAACGUCGAAAUACAAAAGAACUAUAUCUUAGGGUUACGACAUAGGUAAUAUCUAAAAAUGAAUCAAAAUAUCAUAUACCUAGUGUAUUUGUGGGUAGUUAACAAUUAUUUCAUUUGUUUUAGCAAUCUUAACGACCAAGCAAAUAAAAAACAAAAAAAGAGAAUCUAAUUUAUAUCAUUAUUAGAAAUGGAAAAUAAUCGUAAUAAAAUUAAAAAAUAUAUAGUGUUAAACAAGGUUAACAAAUUGACUGAAUUGUUACGUGGUGGCUUAGACCCCAAUUUUGAAGGUGGAUGGCCAAUAAGAUUAGGGGCUCGGUAUGGCAAUUGGUCUAUUGUCAAGACGCUCAUACAAUUUGGUGCAGAUCCACAUUUGUUAAGUGAAUCAGGUGCUUCAACAUUGCAAUUAGCUGUGUUUUCUGGCGCAUAUUGGGAUACAGAUAAAUGGAAUUUUUUACUAUCAUGUUGUGAUUCCUCACAGUUAGCUGAUGGGGCUGUCGUUGCAGUAGUUUUCCAAAAUGUUUGUGCCUUGAAGAGAAUAUUAGAAACGAAACGAUGUAACUUAAAUGUUCCUACAACUUUGACUGGUAAAACAUUAGAGCAACUAGCAAAGGGAUAUAAAUUGUCCCACCUUCUAAAUAUUUCUAAUAUGGAACAUUUUCACGACAACGCGACUUCACCGAAUGCUAGACGACCGGACAUCAGAAAUACGUUAACUCCCCCUCAGACAUACAGUAGAAAUUUAUCACCUUCAGUGGCAAGAUUUUUCUAUCAGUCAGCAAGUCGCACGCCGGUAGAACAGCAGCGAGGAGUAAGGGUACCCACAUCUUCACCAACAACUAACUUGUUGAAUGAUUAACUUCGAAAUUUAUUUUUUUUAUUAUAAAUUCGAUAUCUUAACACGCUUAGUAAUAAUAGCAACAAUAAUUAAUACGAAAUUUUACUUAAUAAGUUUUAAUUGAUGUUGACGAAUUGCGCAAACGCAUUUGAAUGUGAUAUUAUAAAUACUAUUUGCCAGUGAUAUACCUACAAGUUUUUGAUUUGCAUCCCCACCAUAUUUAAAAAAAUAAGGGCCGAAAAUUGCACUUUUAUUAUUAUUGAUUAAAAAUAAAACCACACGUGUAAUGGCAAUCACCCAACUCAUCCCGUGUGGCAUCGGUGAUUUUCACGCCAUUCAGUACACAUGCACACACAAAGUGAUUUGACGCCCGCAGCGGCCGCCGCGACUAGCCGUGUCGAUUGCAAACAGCUGGUGCCGUCCAUAUGUGUGUGGGCUAUUCGCGUUGCUGUGGGGUCCUAUUCUGACAUAGGUAUACGUAGGGGUUAAUUCUAAAUCAUCUAAAAUAAUUUAAUCUAAUAUUCGGAUUCCAGUUUGGGGUAGGACUUACAUUGUAUUAGAUGAUUAUGUGUACCCAUUAAAAUGGACUCUUCAAAUAUGGCGGGGAUGCAAAGCAACACCUUGUAUAAUAUAAAUAAACGAAAUAAUACAAUCAUGACUUAAUUAAAUCGUUAUAUUUAAACAUA